GAGAGAGAGAGAAUGAAUGAAAAGAUAGAGAGAAAAAGAUAAAGAAAAAUAUAUAGAGAUAGAAAGAGAGAGAGAAAGAGACAACCCAACCACCAAAACAACCACCCACACACAAAAAAAAAAUCACCACCCAACCACCGAAGCGAAUCCAAUCCCACUGAGAAGCGAAUCCAACCCUGUCUCAAGACGCUUCGAACCCCUUUCCGUGAACCCUUCCCUCCUCAGUCUCCGUGUGGUCAGUGUGGCGAGCAACAGGUGGUGGUCUCCGCGCGUACCUGGCGAGUGACUAAUUGAUUACCUUACCUGUCCAGUCCCAUCACACCUGGUCCCCGUCUUUACCUAGUGCUCCGAGUUGGCGUAUCCUCCUCCUCCUACUCCUCCUCCUCCUCCUCCUCCUCGUCUUCGUCGGAUCGCAGAACUCGUCUCUUCACUAAAAGCUCCUCGCGGCCCUCUCCGUGUUCCUGACCGUGGCUAUGGCUGCCCCGACGGCCCCUUCGUACGGCUACUCCCCCGCCCCGUCCUACAGGCCCGCCCCGUCUUAUAACGCCAUCCCGCAAUACGACUUCGACUACGCGAUCAAGGACUACAACGGCAACGACUUCGGCCACCAGGAGUCCCGCGACGGCUACGACACCAAGGGCUCCUACUACGUGCAGCUUCCCGACGGCCGCCGCCAGCACGUCCGCUACUACGUCAGCGGAGACUCCGGCUUCGUGGCAGAGGUCACCUACGAGGGCGUGGCGCAGUACCCGGCCACCUACGGACCCACCCCAACCUACGGACCCGCCCCAGUCCAAGCCUACAGCCCAGUGCCCGCAUACGGCUGAACCAAGACUGAUGUUCUCUAUUCUUGCUCGACCUCGAAGUCUCCUCACAUCGAUCUCGUGGAUGAUGCUUUAACGCUGCGCCUGUCCCGCUCUCCUCCGCAAGAGCUCUUCAGGAUCUCACCGCCGCUGUAUAUAAUGUUAUGCCUCGUGGGACUUUCGUCAAUAAAGAUGUUUACCGAUAC
Eriocheir sinensis (Chinese mitten crab) is the source of this 1009-nucleotide messenger RNA. RefSeq names its product cuticle protein 7-like. The transcript is spliced from 4 exons. Bases 474 to 827 code for a protein of 117 amino acids. The record is from RefSeq and is a predicted model, not a curated record. Lineage: Eukaryota; Metazoa; Arthropoda; Malacostraca; Decapoda; Varunidae. Gene Ontology annotation, cellular component: extracellular matrix.